AUGUCUCGACUUUUAAGUAUAAUUCAACGACAACGUCUGCCUCAUCGUGCACGCCAUGUUUACGCGCGUGCAUUCCAUGCUAGCGUACCAAGAAGGCAAGAAGUUGAAGUAUUCGUUGACGGGCAACCGGUUAUGAUCGAACAAGGUAGUGCAGUUAUUCAGGCCUGCGAAAAAGUUGGAGUGCCCAUACCCCGGUUUUGCUAUCAUGAGCGUCUGUCAGUAGCCGGUAAUUGUCGAAUGUGUUUAGUGGAAUUGGAAAGAUCACCCAAGCCAGUAGCAUCGUGUUCUAUGCCGGUAAUGCCAGGAAUGAAAAUCAAAACUGAUACGCCUCUGGUGCAUAAAGCGCGCGAAGGAGUCAUGGAGUUUUUGUUAGCAAAUCAUCCGCUAGACUGCCCAAUAUGCGAUCAAGGAGGUGAAUGCGAUUUACAGGAUCAGUCUGUAAGAUACGGUACCGAUCGAGGUCGAUUUCACGAAAUUGUUGGCAAGCGUGCCGUUGCGGACAAGAAUUUUGGUCCUUUGAUCAAGACCACUAUGACGAGAUGCAUCCAUUGUACUAGAUGCGUACGGUUUGCAAACGAAGUUGCUGGUGCGCCCGAGUUGGGUUCAACAGGAAGAGGAAACAAUAUGGAGAUUGGUACUUACAUCGAGAGCGUUUUAGAUUCAGAGAUGUCCGCCAAUGUUAUCGACUUGUGCCCUGUUGGGGCUUUGACAGCGAAACCAUAUGCAUUCUCUUAUCGUCCGUGGGAACUCAAAAGGACAGAGUCAAUUGAUGUCAUGGAUGCUAUAGGCAGUAAUAUUCGUGUUGAUUCGAGAGGAAUUGAAGUUAUGCGUAUUCUGCCUAGGAUCAAUGAUGAAGUAAAUGAGGAAUGGAUCUCUGAUAAAACGAGAUUUGCUUUUGACGGAUUGAAAAGACAACGUCUCACUACACCUUUGAUUCGUGAAGGAAACAAGUUCGUCCCAGCCACAUGGGACGAUGCAUUUAAUGUAGUGGCAGAUCAUCUUGCGCAGAUCACUGGUUCAGAAGCUAAAGCCGUAGCUGGAGAGUUGGCUGAUGCGGAAAGUCUUGUGGCACUAAAAGAUUUAUUUAAUCGUUUUGGCUCUGACAACUUUGCCUUCGACACUCCUCAGGGUUUUAAACUGCCUGCUCAUGGAGCAGAUUUUCGUUCUAAUUAUUUAUUGAAUAGUACGAUUACUGGUGUUGAGAAUGCAGAUGUGCUAAUAUUGAUUGGAACCAACCCUAAACAUGAAGCACCGAUACUCAACACUAGAAUUCGUAAAAGUUACUUAUACAAUGGCUUAGAUAUAGGUCUCAUAGGAUAUCCGGCCGAUACUACUUAUGAAUACGAUCACAUUGGAACAAAUACUUCUGCAUUAGAAGAUCUACUAAGUGGAACACAUCCAUUCGGUCAGAAACUUGCACAAGCGAAGCGGCCUUUGGUCAUCGUCGGAAGCGGCGUUGCAGACAACCCCGAUUCUGAGUACGUAUUCUCAUCAGUGGCCCAGUUAAUUGGCAAGUAUAAAGAUAAAUUCUUCCAAGCGAACUGGAACGGAUAUAAUGUAUUACAGAGGGGUGCAAGCCGUGCUGCUGCCCUUGAUAUUGGCUUCAUUCCCACAUACGAUUCAUCGACCAUUGAGCCCAAGUUCCUAUAUUUAUUGAAUGCUGACGAGGUUUCAGCGAGGGAUAUCCCUAAAGACGCAUUUGUAGUAUAUCAGGGCCAUCAUGGUGACCAUGGUGCUCAUUAUGCGGAUGUAAUAUUACCUGGUGCUGCAUAUACUGAGAAGAAUGCUACUUAUGUCAAUACAGAGGGCAGAGUACAAAUGACAAGGGCAGCGGUACCACCACCAGGAGCUUCUCGUGAGGAUUGGAAGAUAAUCCGUGCAUUAUCAGAGGUAGCCGGACUGACACUUCCUUACGAUGACGUCCACUCACUCCGUUAUCGAAUGAAUGAAAUAGCGCCUCAUCUCACUCGUUACGAUCUCGUUGAGACUUCGUCGCAUGCCCAGCUUGGUCUUAUGCAACUCGUAAAACCAUCUUUGCGGCCAUUUAGCGCUCCGCUAAAUUCGGCGAUACAGAACUUCUACAUGACAAACAGCAUUAGUAGGGCGAGUCAGACAAUGGCUAAAUGUUCUGCUGCCUUCUCGAAAGGUCAUGCCAAGCCAACAGAGGCUUAG
Paraglomus brasilianum is the source of this 2172-nucleotide messenger RNA. The record is from the annotation of a GenBank genome assembly. NCBI's taxonomy places the organism in Eukaryota, Fungi, Glomeromycota, Glomeromycetes, Paraglomerales, Paraglomeraceae.